GUCUAUUGUUUUAUUGAAGGACAAAUCAGCAUGAGUUUAAUGUUGAUCGAGUCUUGGUUACCAAGGCUCAGAAUGAAUCAGGAAGUCUGGUGGUAUAAAUAUAGUGACCAAGCAGAUCAUUAGAUGUCGUGUUCGUGAUGGUCGUCAUUUGCAGUGCCAAAUGAAACCAUACCUAGACCCGUAAUUUCAUCCGAUUGUAUAAAAGAAGGCACUGAUGUAGAUAUAAAACCUGUCUUCUUCUAUUUCGCGUAUAUCACUUCGCGGCAAGCUUUACGACGCAGUGAAGUGAGCAUUUAAGUGAAAUAAACGAAUAAAAUUGAAGACGAGCAAUAUACAGAAAUGGCCCAAGAGACACCGGCAUGGCUGAAUGUAUGCUUCGUGGAGAAGAUCCUGCGAAAGUCGGAAGGCGACAAUUCGAUCCAGGUGAUCGAUAUAUUCUCGAAACCGGCCACCGCCAAGGGUGACAACUAUACCAGCGACAUGAUCAGGGUUACUGCCGAAUUUUCUCGUGACCAAGGCCGUAAAACAGAGAAAAAAUCAAUCAUCGUCAAAGUCUCGCCUAUAGUCGAAGGUGUUCGACAGGAACUUAUCGAACAAUCAGGUAUCUUUAAAGUCGAGAUAUUGAUGAUGUCAGAUACCUUGGAUAAAAUGAAUAAAUUGUUAGGGCCGAAGCACCGCAUAAGCGGGAAGGGCCUGUAUGUACAAAAUGCAAAUCCAACGCUUCUAGUGAUCGAAGAUCUCGCACCUCUCGGCUUUCGCAUGGCCGAUCGUCUAGCUGGUCUUGACCUAGCUCAUUGCAUAUUGGCGCUUCGCGGAAUAGCCAGGUUUCAUGCAGCCUCCGUAGCCUUAUGCGAGAAGGAACCAAACCAAAAAACGAUGUAUAAUCAGGGAGGAAUGUUUAGCGAUCAGCAUCCGCCAGAAAUGGGAGCUUUCUUCACUAUGAGUGUUAAAGGUUUAGCAGAAGAGAUUGCAACUUGGCCAGGAAUGAAAAAAUACGCGGACAAAAUAGCUAAACUCACUGACGAGAUAUAUCAAAUAGGGAUAAAUGCAGCCAAGAUGUCUGAGGAUGAAUUUAAUGUUAUUAAUCACGGUGAUAUGUGGGUGAACAAUAUGUUAUUCAAAUAUGACAAUGACGGUAAACCUGUUGAACACAUUUUUGUGGACUUCCAAAUGUGCGUCUAUACAUCGCCGGCACUCGAUCUCCUCUAUUUUAUCAGUACAAGUCCUUCCCCGGAUAUCAUUGAAAACAAGAGAGAUAUUUUAUUAAACGAAUACCUUGGCACCUUGUCGGCAACUAUGGCGCAACUAAAUUGCAAGACACAGCCGCCCACUAUGGAAGAAUUGAAGGCUACCAUGAAACGAAGAGCUAGCUAUGGAAUGAUAGCAUCUUUCUCGGUUUUACCGAUGGUGCUGUGCUGUAAGAGUGAAGUGAAAGAUUUGGAUGAGUUAAUGAGCAAGGAUAAUUUUUCAAAUCCAGGUUUUAAGAGCGAGAGUUAUAAAAAAUUAAUGAUGAAAAGACUACCGCUAUAUGACGAGUGGGGUUUACUGGAUCCCUAAUGUAUAUUUGACCUUUAGUGAUCAAGAAAUAAAAAUAGAAAAUAGAAAUCUAGAAAAGGAAUAAAAGAAACAUGAAUAAUCAUAGUAAAUAUAUUAAAAUUAAUAACAAUAGACGUGGAAUCUUGAUCUUUUUUCCAAAAAGGAGCCAUUAUAGAAUUAUCAUACUGUGACAGAACAUUUAAUUUAAAAAAUUAUUUUUUCAUAACAUAGUGUUUCUAUUUUUUGACUCAUUAAAGUUUUAAAAUAAAUCGCGAUCUUCAUAUUAUACCAAUAUAUUAGUGAUAACGGUAUAAAUGUACUUUAGAUACUGUCUACAUAACAAAACAAAAUGCACUCUUAAUUCGGCAUAUAUUAACGAAAAAUUAUGUUUUUAAAAUCAAUGUAUAUAAAUGUUAUUCUAUGACAAUAUCAAUGCAAAAAUAAUGUACACACUAGUUAAAAUGCAAAAUAAAGAAUUUUAGAUUGUAUUUGAUAUGUAACAUGCGUAUAAAGAAAUUGAAAAAAUUUUGCAAUAAUAUUAUAAAGACAAUUAUUUAUAGUAUUUAAUGUUUUAUAUAAUAUACUAGUCAGGAAUUUAUUUUAUAUUAUUAUCUGUGUUUUUAGAUCAAUUCUUAGACAUUAAAAUUCCUGUUAAAAAAAUAUAAACAAUGAUAUUAUAGUAAAUCAGCAAUCUAUAUAAUAAUAGAACAAACUAUGAUCAUGGGAAUAUCGUCGUCUUUCCAAUAAAAUUGUAUAAAUAAAAAAUGCCAUAGAAAAAAAAUUACAUAAAAGUUAAUACAUAAAAGUCUUGAGAUGUGUGUAUGUGUGUGUGUUGUAUAUUUGAAAUUGUAAGAAAUUCUAUAUACAUAUAUACAGAAUUUAAGAUUAUUAUAAUUAUAUCAAGAAAAAUCUGAGUAUUACGACAUUAUAUAAGAAAACUUAAUUAUUCCCUUUAAUAGCUUUUUAAUUAACUUUUACUUUCUGCUUUGCUAUACGAAGUUACAAAAUACUUCCUUUUACGAUGCAAAGUGAGAAAUUAUAUAAUGGUUGACCUCGUUGACUCAGAUUAACAUAAAUUACUUCAAUUACAGAUCACAUUAAAAAACAUGAAAGAUUCCACAUUCUAAUAUCAUUGAUAAACUUGUUGUAGUUUCUUAUAUAUAAAUUUAAUGUAAAGAUCUUCA
Messenger RNA from Wasmannia auropunctata (little fire ant), 2720 nucleotides. RefSeq lists its product as uncharacterized. The transcript is spliced from 6 exons. The record is from RefSeq and is a predicted model, not a curated record. Bases 340 to 1557 code for a protein of 405 amino acids. Lineage: Eukaryota; Metazoa; Arthropoda; Insecta; Hymenoptera; Formicidae.